AUGGGAGUAUAUGAGAAUAAGGAUUUUAAUUCAGAUGAUGAUUGUGCAACAGUCAGAGGUGAUGAAUCAGAAGCAGAACACACUGAUUUUCUAAUUUAUAAUAAUAAUAAUAUUGUAAAUUAUGGUAUUAAACGUAUGAGAUCUAAUUCCUCAUUAGGAGAAACUUUUAAUAAUUAUGAUGAUGAAUUACCUGUAUCAAAAUCCAUGGACUGUACUAUAGAAAAUUCAAAUAUGGAUAUAAUUAAUUCUAUUGAUAACAAUGAUGAUUAUAGUAUUAAUAGUGGUAGUAACAGCAGUAGUGAUAAUGGUUAUAAUACUAAUCAUAGUGAGUGUAAUAUUUCUAUUACUGUUAAUACAAAAUCAGAAACUAAAAGAAUGCCACCUUCAAAAAAACAAUUAAUAUCAAAGUCUAAUAUUGGCAAUGAUGAUGGUAUAAAACAAAAGAAAAAUAAUGAUAAUAACAAAGAUAAAGUGACAAAAACUAGAAAAUUGUCUAGAUCACCUAAUAAUAAAAAGAAACAAACAAACAAUAAAUCUUUAAGAUUUCAAAGUACAGACAAUAUUUCUAAUAGUAAUAAACAAAGAUUUAUUUAUAAAGUAAAUGAAAUAGAUAAGAAUGAUAUUUUUACUAGAGAUAGAGCUGGUCAAACUAAUUUACAUAGAGCAUGUCAAGAAGGCAAAUUAGAUAGAGUUAAAUAUCUGAUAGAUAAAGGAUCUGACAUUAAUGCAUGUGAUAAUGCAGGGUGGAGUUCACUUCAUGAAGCUGCAUAUCAUGGAUAUUUAGACAUUGUGUGUUUUCUAUUAGAAAAUGGAGCAGAAGUUAAUGCCAUUUCAUAUGAUGAAUUGGACACCCCACUUCAUGACGCAUGUGCUGAAGGCCAUGAAGAUAUCAUUAGAGUUUUGUUAGAGUAUGGAGCUGAUCCUGAAAAAACUAAUGUAAAUGAAAAAAGACCUGUAGAUUACACAUCCAAUAAAAAUAUUGUUAAAUUAUUGGGGACAUUUGUGGAAGUUGUUAAAACACCUGUUAAAAAAUCAAACCUUUUAUAUUCAGAUAAAAGACCAUCAAAUGCAUUGUUAUUAAAAAGUGAUGGUGCAAUUGGAAGUAGUAAUGAAGAUGAUGUUCAAACCAAAAAGCCUACAAUUUUAGAAGUAAAUAGUGAUCCUAAAAUGGAUCUUAAAAGUAGAGAUUUGUCUGGAAGAAGUCAGUUGCAUAUUCAUGCCAAGAAAGGUAACAUAGAAAUGGUAGGAAAUUUGAUUGAAGCAGGGGCCAAAAUCAACAUUACUGAUAAUCAUGGACGUACACCAUUACAUGAAUCUGCAUAUGAAGGUCGUUAUGAAAUUGUAAAUAUAUUAGUUGCAAUGGGAGCAAAUAUAAAUGCCACUGAUAACAAAUUCAAUACACCACUUCAUGAUGCAGUUAAGAAUGGUCAUACUGGUGUUGUGGAAGUUCUUUUAUUUAACAAUGCUAAACCUGGUGAAAAAAAUAUCGAGGAUAGGGUACCUUUAGAUUUAGCUAAGUGUAGAAAAGACAUUGUUGAAUUACUAUGCAAAACUCUUCAUUUAAAUCCUGAAGAUUAUUUGUAUCCUAUUAUUAACAAUAAUAAUGAUGAUGAUGAAAUCACAAAAAAAAACAUAAUUGAGCCUCAUGAAGAAAUGCUUGAAUUAGAAGUGAAAGGAGUAUUAAUAGAUAACAAUCAAACAUCAUUAGAUCUAGAGCUUCAAGUUACACCAGAAUAUUUGAAAGAUAAAUAUUCAGGACCAUUAUAUACAGUUCAACUGAACACUAGUACUCCAGGAUAUCCACUUGCUACACCCAUCAUCUCUCCAUCUGGAACAUUAUUUGUUGUAGAUUUACAAGUAGAAUUAAUCUUAAAUUUGAAAAUAAGCACAUUGAUACAAUUAUAUCCAAGUCUUAUCAAUAGAUCUAUCUCAUUAAUGGAAAAAGAAAGACUCUGGCCAUUACUACGUUCUAUGAUAUGGGCACCAUCAAAAUCUAUUAAUCCUUCUGAAGUCGUGGCAUUGGAAGAUCAAAGAAAAUCAAAAUUCUUGGAAGUUCAAAUGCACUUUGUAAAGUAUGAAGAGGCUAUUAAAUUAAUCAAGGAUAAAUUGAAAAAUCUUUAUCUUACAACUGUUGAAUUGGAUAUUUCAGACUACCCAAAUAUAGAUGAUGAUAAAACCAGGAUUAAUUAUGGCUCAAUGGAAAUUGAUAAUGAUAAUAAAUAUCUUCCUAUAACAUAUCCGUUAUCACCCAUUUCACCCAUUGCACCUAAUAGAUUUGAACAAUUAGAAAAACAAUGUUUAUUUGAAUAG
This is a messenger RNA of Entrophospora sp. SA101, 2310 nucleotides long. NCBI's taxonomy places the organism in Eukaryota, Fungi, Glomeromycota, Glomeromycetes, Entrophosporales, Entrophosporaceae. The record is from the annotation of a GenBank genome assembly.